Messenger RNA from Lipotes vexillifer (Yangtze River dolphin), 411 nucleotides. RefSeq names its product piercer of microtubule wall 1 (gene PIERCE1). Gene Ontology annotation, biological process: axoneme assembly. The record is from RefSeq and is a predicted model, not a curated record. Gene Ontology annotation, cellular component: axonemal microtubule. Bases 1 to 411 code for a protein of 136 amino acids. The transcript is spliced from 3 exons. NCBI's taxonomy places the organism in Eukaryota, Metazoa, Chordata, Mammalia, Artiodactyla, Lipotidae.
AUGUCCGAGGAGGACCCCCAGGGGUGCGCGGAGCAGGAGGUGCCCAACGCCAAGGCCCCGCCGGAGAAAACCAGCGACUAUUACCGCGUGAGCGAGGACCUGCCGGCCAGGUUCAACAACCCGGCUUGGUUUCGGGGCUACAGGACCAAGGAGCCCCCCUCAGUGUACAGGACCAGUAACCAAGCUUAUGGGAGCAGAGCACCCACCGUGCACGAGAUGCCGAGGGUAUUUUAUCCAAAUUCGUAUAAAUUUUCUAGACAAGUUGCGGCUGGUGGAAUGUUCCAGAACAAUACUUUCAAUGUCUACAUGGAGAAGAGCAUUGUGACGGGUCCGGACAACUACAUCACCUUCUACGACCGGCUCAACUUCCACCCCAGCUACAGGGUCAGCAAGCCAUCCAUCUGUGAUUGA